Molecule: messenger RNA, 636 nt
Organism: Megalops cyprinoides (Indo-Pacific tarpon)
Lineage: Eukaryota; Metazoa; Chordata; Actinopteri; Elopiformes; Megalopidae
Product: T-cell-specific surface glycoprotein CD28-like
Exons: 4
Coding region: 1-636 (211 amino acids)
Biological process (GO): regulation of T cell proliferation; T cell receptor signaling pathway
Cellular component (GO): external side of plasma membrane
Source: RefSeq, a predicted model, not a curated record
AUGAUCGCUAAACUAAUCACACUCAUUUGUCUGUGCGCCCCUGCAGUGGGAGCACUAGUCAUGGAGAGACCCUACAGGCUGGUGGCCAGCGGCGGCGAGAUCAGGCUUCGUUGCCCAUACCUCGGACGGGGGACGCCAGACGAGGUGCGCAUCUCCCUCCACCGCGGCGCCGACGGUGCCGAUAGCGCCCAGGCGGUGUGCACCUCCACCUUCAACCACACUCAGUCCCUCCUGCAGACAGGGGGCGCCGUCCAGUGCAGGGGACACAUGGGCCCAGACGGGGUGGAGCUCACUGUCUCCGGGCUGAGGGGCACCGACACUGACCUCUACCGCUGCAUGGUGGAGGUCUUAUACCCGCCCCCAUACCUGGUCAGCUCGGGAAAGGGCAUCCUCUUCUAUGUCCCAGAGGAACCAGACUGCCCCUCACCUGCAGCCCAGGCUCAGAGCAACCCAGAGAGCUCCUUCAUCAUCUUACCUACAGCAGUGUUAGCUUGCUUCUUUAUCCUCAUCAUCGUCAUCAUCACGGUCACCUAUAAGCUCUUCAGGGUGAGAAGCAGGAGGAGGGAGUACCCUGGCUUAGAUCCUGUGAUCUCGAAGAGGGUGGACUGCCGAUUUGGCUAUGAGAAUUUCCUGUGA